Messenger RNA from Botrytis deweyae, 2236 nucleotides. RefSeq lists its product as uncharacterized. NCBI's taxonomy places the organism in Eukaryota, Fungi, Ascomycota, Leotiomycetes, Helotiales, Sclerotiniaceae. The coding region runs from base 1 to 1974 and encodes 657 amino acids. The transcript is spliced from 6 exons. Gene Ontology annotation, molecular function: ATP hydrolysis activity; ATP binding. The record is from RefSeq and is a predicted model, not a curated record.
AUGGCGGACAUCGCUUGUUUUACUGUACCUCAGAUUAACAAUCUUGGUGUCGACACUAUCAAUGCACUACACGGCACCCAGGUGCAGGAGAGAGCCCUCGAUGAGAAAGUGGAAGACGUGAAUGAGAAUGGUGAUAGAGAGGAAAAGCCGAGAGCCGAAGUAGGGGACAAAGAAAGUGUCCCAGAUAUUAAACACCUUUACCAAGAAAAAGGAAAAUACCCUUGGAACAUCAGUUGGACUUCAAUAAAGCCUAAUAUGAAUGUUGAAGAGUUCGGCACGAUCAUGACUGUUCGAAGAAAGCGUGAUCCCGAAAAUCAGGACGUGUGGGUGUUGCAUUCAAUUCUUAUCCACAGUAGUCUGCUGAAGGAAACUUUGCGUCGAACCCUUUACGGUGGUGUUGAUAUAUUGGAGGGCGAGAGCGACUUUGUCUUGGAACCCCCAUUCGACUCCGUUUUCCACUCUUGGGUGCAGAUGACAACCUUGAAUGCACAAAUUUCUACAGAAGAUAACGGAUUAGCCCAAUUCAAGAUGUUAUAUAAGGUCUUGUUCGACAAUCUCGGUAAUGUGUUCAAAAAAAUCGAUGUGUUGUUGGCAAACGAAUCAAUCACUUACGAUUUGCUCUGGGCAAUUUUCAAACGCAACGAUGUUAUAAGGACCGUUGAUAGUUGUAAUGAACUCGUGGCUCUUCGAACUCUUCGUUGCGAGCAUCAAACUGGCCAAAGUCCACACUUCUUACUCGAUUGCGAAUACGUUGACACCAAUGGUACUUCUUUUGGCUUAGUAUCUACUUCUCGCCAGAUUAUGCCUUUCAAAGGAACGCGUAAAACAAAAAGUUUAAUUUGCCUUCCUAUGCGUCUUUUGCCAUCUGAGAUGCAGAAAAUACUGAUAACAACGCUUUUGGAUCGAGGCCAACGAUUUGCCGACCUUGUCAGACGAAAAUUCAGACACGUUUCUUAUGAUGGUCUCGAGUUUGGACCAUCGAAGGAGGGAAACACAAAAAAUAGGAAGCUAAGAAAGACUAAAGGACGUAUUAUCAUCGACCCCGAAGCGUUCGACGAUCAUAAUUGGGAGGAAGCACCGAAAGUGAGCAUUUUCCCUGCUGAAUCUGAUGACACACCUAAGAAGCUUUCCCACGGGGAUGAAUUUAUGCUAUGUACAUCAACUGUUCGCGGCUAUUCAUUAUCAUCUAAAUCAUGGGCUACGUUCCUUAUUGGAGGGAUUAAGAAAAUCGAAUGGAAUGAAUCAUGCGUGUCGAAACUUAUGCUACCUAAUGGCUAUAAAGAACUAUUAUCCUCUUUGGUAGAGCAACAGAUGCGAGCCGACGAUGGAUUUGACGACUUCAUCAAACAAAAAGGUCAGGGUCUCAUAAUCCUGCUUAGUGGUAAUCCGGGUGUGGGGAAAACACUUACCUCUGAGAUUCUCGCCGAAGAACAUCACGCACCUCUUUACGUUGUUAGUGCCGGUCAAUUGGGAUACGAUCCUUCUGAAUUUGAGGAAAGAAUGAAAUUGGUGCUGGAGCUUGCCGCACGAUGGAAGGCUAUCUUACUUCUAGACGAAGGUGAUAUCUUUCUGGAAAAACGAUCGACCUCCGAUCUGGCAAGGAACAGACUCGUGUCCAUCUUUCUCCAAAUCUUAGAAUAUUAUUCAGGCGUAUUAUUCAUUACGACGAACCGUGGGGCAGUAAUCGACGAGGCCAUACGAUCCCGCAUUCACAUCCAAAUCCAAGUACCAGAUCUGGACCGAGACACGCGUAGAAACCUUUGGCAAAGUUUACUCGAGCAAAACAAGAUCGAGCACGCUUUACGUGUCGAAGAUUUUGAAGAGUUGUCAGAGAUUGUUAUGAAUGGUCGCGAAAUCAAAAAUGCUAUCAAGUCUUCUGUCUUAAUGGCAAGGAAAAAAGGGUCGCUACCUUUGGAUAUGAAACAUGUUCGUUUUACAGUCGAUCUUUUAGAGGCCUUUAAAAAUGGGACUUAGAAGGAGUAUAUAGUGAAAUGUGGAGUAGUUUGGUUUAGUUUCUUCACCUGGUCAGUUGAGCUAGAGCAAGAGUAUACGCUAUGAUCCGUUCCUGAAGUUAUAUACUGCGAUUGAUUCACGAUGCAAGAGAUAGGCAAUAGUUUAGAUAUGUGAUAUACUACAGGGAAAUAAAAAGGAAGUAUCAUGUAACUUUGCCAUAUAUACCUACCAAGGCAAAAAUGACUAAUCGCCUACUACGCUAGUGAAUCUGUGAGCCCGUGAC